This is a messenger RNA of Armigeres subalbatus, 384 nucleotides long. RefSeq lists its product as uncharacterized. The record is from RefSeq and is a predicted model, not a curated record. The transcript is spliced from 3 exons. Bases 31 to 354 code for a protein of 107 amino acids. Lineage: Eukaryota; Metazoa; Arthropoda; Insecta; Diptera; Culicidae.
CACGGCUGGUCCAACAUCAGUCGAUGCGAAAUGAUUCUCGGAUGGAUCUCGGUGUGGAAUAUUUCCCCCACUGCCUCUAGCAUAGAAUAUUGUCGCAACAAAUUGUUUGCCGUUGCUAGAUCCGGCCUGCCAUGGAUUUCUUGUUUGGUCUUGCCUACAACUCACCAUUGUCAUUCCAACGUUUUUAAACAUGGGUCUUUUUGCUGCCAUCGCGGACAGAGAUCCUGUACCCGUUCGCCCAUUAACGGAUUAGAAAUGGCUCACGCAUCCUCGCACGCAUAUGUAUUCGAAAUUAUCAUCAAAUUAGAGGGCAUCAGAAUCAUCGCAUCGGUUGGAAUGGUUCGACAAGGCUAAGCUUCUUCCCUAAAUAAGGCUAUAACAAUA